AUGGGGCUGACAUUCACGAAGCUUUUCAGUCGGCUUUUCGCCAAGAAGGAAAUGCGAAUUCUGAUGGUUGGUCUGGAUGCUGCUGGUAAGACCACUAUCCUCUACAAGCUCAAGCUCGGAGAGAUCGUUACAACAAUUCCUACCAUUGGGUUCAAUGUUGAGACCGUAGAAUACAAGAACAUUAGCUUCACUGUUUGGGAUGUUGGUGGCCAGGACAAGAUUCGUCCGUUGUGGAGGCAUUACUUCCAGAACACUCAGGGUCUUAUUUUUGUUGUAGACAGCAAUGAUAGGGACAGAGUUGUUGAGGCCAGAGAUGAGUUACAUAGGAUGUUGAAUGAGGAUGAACUGAGAGAAGCAGUAUUGCUUGUGUUUGCCAACAAACAAGAUCUUCCUAAUGCAAUGAAUGCUGCUGAAAUUACCGACAAGUUGGGUCUCCACUCUCUCAGACAGCGCCACUGGUACAUUCAGAGCACCUGUGCAACAUCUGGGGAGGGCCUUUAUGAAGGUCUGGACUGGCUUUCCAACAACAUCGCCAAUAAGAAAAACCUUGUCGGUACAAAUUACAUUCCACGAGAAAGUAGGCGAACUAAGAAGCUGUUUCCACGUAGAGUUGAAGCUGGGACAAGUUCCAGAAACAAGGGCCGAAAGGAAUAUAUAUACACAAGCCCAGUUGAGGACUGGAAGUCCCACACCAUGAAAAAGGAGACUAGCAAUAUGGGUUCGCCACUUGUUGAUAUACUGGCAUGGAAGCGAGCAACGAGAAGACAUCAAGAAGGUAAAAAAUGGUCGGACGUUUACAACUACGACUCCCUCGAUUCUUAA
This is a messenger RNA of Sphenostylis stenocarpa, 822 nucleotides long. The record is from the annotation of a GenBank genome assembly. NCBI's taxonomy places the organism in Eukaryota, Viridiplantae, Streptophyta, Magnoliopsida, Fabales, Fabaceae.